UUGGUUGCGAGUCGAUAUCAGUUGAAGAUGUGCAUUAUGGCCUGUAUACACCUAUUUCUGACUCUGUUGCUCUGUGCUGCAGUCUCCGAGGGUAAGCAGGAGUUUGCUGUGAACGUCAACAGUGACGGCACCUACAACGUCGUUGUUCAGGGAGAUGUGUGGCUGAAGAGCGCUCCCACCUUCUUCAGAGUUGAUGGUCAAGUGUUCUCCUCAGCUGAUGGAUCUCUGAAGCUGGUCAAGAACACUCAGUCCAGUGGUGUGGACGUCAUCGGGCAGUGGGAGGCCAACAGCUUCUUGUACCAGGCAGGGUCCAGUCAGAUCGAGGCCAGCUUUGUACAGUACACACCAGAUCCAAGCAUAUUCACCUACAACAAUCCUGCCAUACCGUUCAUGUUGUUCAAACAGCGUUACAUCAAUGGAGCAAACAACACCGCCUCCAACAGCACUGCCUUCACCAUCUCUGGAUUUCCUGGAUUUCUAAUUCAAGAGUCAACCAUUCCAUUGGGAUACCUCAGUUAUGGAGGACUGAUGUUUGGAUUUAAGGGUCUCAUGGCUGGGCAAUGGGGACCAUCGUCAUUUAAAAUCAACGACGGGAUCGAGGGUGGACCCUUGACGAUAUUUGAUCGAGUGAAGACAGCAAAUACACUGAUUAUCUCCCCUGCAAAUCGGUUUAUGUCGUCAUCAAUAUGGCGUCAGAACUCCAGCACCGGCGGGGACAAUGUCUACUGGGGGACGAUGGGAGGAGUUGAAGAUGUCCCUGUUGGCGUUGAAUCCAGUUUUAUUCUUUUCUGUGGUAACCAAGGAAUUAACAAGGCUAUGGUAAGUUGGGGGCAAAUCUUGAAACAAUGGCACGGCCGUACAGAACAGUAUGUGAAGUCUGACUUUACGCUCAACUAUUUAGCGUACGGAACAGACAAUGGGGCGUAUUACUGUUAUCGCCCCGAGGAAGGAAAGAACUACCAGGAUACAGUGUUGGAUAUCAAGAGCUACAUGGUACAGAUAGGGGUACCCAUCAGGUAUAUGCAGUAUGACGUAACGUGGUACACAGACGUUCACCCUGGUGUUGUCACGUGGUCGUCUCCACCUGGCAUUUUCCCCAAUGGACCGCAGUGGCUCUAUAACAAGACAGAGUUACCCGUCUUUGGCUACAACCCCUUCUGGUCCAGCAACACAACCUACGCAACUGCUAAUGGAGGAAAGUAUGAAUUCCUGAUCGAUGGUCCAAAGGCCCUACCACUAGAAGAGAGAUUUUGGACCGAUUUGCUCGCUGGUGGAAGGAUUUGGGGUUUGAUUGCCUAUGAACAGGAUUUCCUCAAUGAAGAAUUUGAAGGAAUCCAAAAACUUAUGACUGACAUUGACCUUGGCCGGCAAUGGUUGACUCAGAUGGGGAAUGGGGCUGCCAAGAACGGUCUGACCAUCCAGUACUGCAUGUCCUACCCGCGACAUAUGCUGCAGUCUCUGGAAAUACCUGUCGUCACACAGGCCCGUGCAAGCCACGACAACUGGCCAGGCAGAGACAACUGGAAGAUCGGUGUGACGUCACUAUUUGCAUGGGCUAUUGGUAUUGCGCCCUUCAAGGAUAUUUUUUGGACGACCAGCGUUCAACCUGGAAAUUAUUACAAUACCACGGAACCGGUCCCGUCCCUUCACGCCGUAGUUGCAACCUUAAGUACAGGCCCAGUAGGAAUCGGAGACAUGAUUGGGGGCACAAACAAGACACUCAUCAUGAAAUCUGUAAAUUCUGACGGCCUGAUCCUGAAACCAUCUCGACCAGCGACGUCUAUUGACAACAGAAUACGGAAGAUGGCUUGGUUAGACUUUGAUGGUCCUGAUGGGGAGGUGUGGUCCACGUAUUCAGAUUUUGGCGGAGAUAACAAGUACGGUAUCAUCCUCGCUGCUGAUCUGAAUGGAAGCUACAACAUGACACCUUGCAUGGCUGGAUAUCAAGGGUUCCCUACUUCCAUGGUUUUCCCAGCCAAUAGUCCCAACAAGAUCCAACCCUUGACCGACGCCCAGCCUUUGACAAUGAGUGGCUGUACCAAGGCUGACUUUUGUCUCUUCUAUGUAUCACCUGUAUUGACCAUUAACGGCAAACAAGUUCUCAUCCAGGGUGAGUUAGACAAGUGGGUGGCGAUGUCAUCCCAGAGAGUGACGGACAUCAACAUUGCCGAUGACAUCAUCAUCAGCCUCACUGGGGCUGCCCGUGAAACUGUGUCCUUCUGGUUCAACGUGGAUGGUAAAUCUUCACCUGUUAUCUGUACCCUCGGAGCAGCAGGACUGGCCACCCUCAGUUUCGGAGCACGCUCAUGUCGUGGAGUAUAAUGAAUAUGAAGGAAUAUUUGUCAAUGUAAACAUUAAAUUUGUUCCUUCGUGUUGAAUAAACGCUAGUUAGUUCAUAUCACUCAUAUCAUAUUUGCAAAUGCGCAAAUCCGGUCAUCGCAUCCAUUUACCAAGUUCUAUUUUGCUCAAUUGUGAAACAUCCUGACUUUUUUGUCUUUUGAAUUAACGUGGUAUAUUAUGACCUGAAAUUAUUGAGAAUUUUAGGAAUAUGUUUAAUUGGAUUUCUAGUAUAAACAACCAUGACCAGCUAUCAAGUGCUUGGUUUCAUUCAAGUGAGACAACUCCGUUAAUCAUUUUUCAUUUGUU
This is a messenger RNA of Haliotis rubra (blacklip abalone), 2646 nucleotides long. RefSeq lists its product as uncharacterized. Lineage: Eukaryota; Metazoa; Mollusca; Gastropoda; Lepetellida; Haliotidae. Bases 28 to 2322 code for a protein of 764 amino acids. The transcript has 17 exons. The record is from RefSeq and is a predicted model, not a curated record.